UUCAGCGGUGAACGAUGGCAGACCCGUCGAGCAGAAAUCUUCAGGUACCGGAGAGAGAAGUGAACAAGGCGGAAGAGGCACGGUUAGAAGCAAGUCAACAGCAGCGACAACAAAAGCAACAAACUAGAAAACUGACGAAAAGAGAAUUCUGUCUGAUAGUUGUCAUUGUUCUAUUAACUUUGGUCAUCUGUGGAUUAGUUGGGUUUAUAAUCGGUUGGUUUCUUUGGCCACAUUCCACACCAGCGUCCAAGGUGCCAUCGGAAAAUGACGGAGUUAACCGAAACAAGGCGGUGGACAUCGACGACGUGCGGAUAGUUAACGAAUCCACAGACGCCGAUGACGCCGGCGUUGAACAUUUUAAUAAUGAGUCGAUAUGUUUGACGCAGGGCUGUUUGCAGGCAGGUUUACACCUCUUGGAAAAAAUGGAUCUUACUGCGGAUCCAUGUAGGGAUUUCUGGAGAUUCGCUUGCGGCAAAACGGAAGCGCGCAAUGCAAUAUUUCCUUUGAAAAGUCCUACGGAUCCAAUCCUACUCCUGGAAAAUAUCGUCAAAGAAAACGUCUUGAAAUUACUUCAGUCUAAAGUGGGGAGAAUCGGGAAGAGAUCUUCGGAACGUAAAGUGAAACAGCUGUUUGCCGGAUGCAUGGAUGCCGAAGCUAUAGAGAAACAAGGAAGGAAGGAAUUUGUCGAGGUCGUGAGAAAACUUGGCGGAUGGCCAGCCAUAGGUUUAUGGAGCAAGGAAAAGGUACGAGACUGGAAGCUGUCUGAGCCAAUGAGGCAACUUCAGUUGGCCUUUGACACAGAGGUCUUGUUCAAGUGGAAACUAAUACCUGAUUUAGACAAUCCAGAAAAGUAUAUCAUACAGUUGUCUGAGGGAGGCCUGACUCUACCGGACUGGAAGUUGUACCUGGAGAACUACGCGAGCCCAGUUCUGACGGCAUACCGGAACUUCCUCAAGGCGUCUGUUGUCCAUUUGGGAGCAGCGGGCAAACCUGCAAGCAGAUUCAUACAGGAUGUUUUCAACUUCGAGAGAAAACUGGCAAAAAUUUUCGCGACUGAAUCGGAGAAGGCGGAAAGGAAGGCGUACAACAAAACCACUAUCAGAUCGCUGAUUGCUAUGUCAUCGGAGGUAGACUGGACAAGAUUCUUCCGGUCUUUCCCAAACACAACUUCAUCCACCGAAGUCUUGUUGACAAGUCCCCAAUACUUUUCCAACCUAUCACUACUCGUGUCGACGUCGUACCCGAGAAUUCUCCAGAAUUAUCUUGUGUGGAGAUUACUGUACAAAGUAAUGCCGUUCAUGUCUCAGAAACUUCGUGAUGCCAAAGUCGAACUAAACUUGAAGAUGACAGGCAGAUCUGUGACGGCAGAGAGGAAGGACGACUGUUUACAGCUGAUUAACAACUACAUGGGUUUGGCGAUAGGAACUCUGUACAGUAAGACAACCACGCAACGUGAAAAUAAAAAAUUUGUGCAGCAUAUGGCAGAAACUAUCAAGGAAACAUUCGUGACAUCAGUGGACUCAAUUCGCUGGAUGGACAUUGAUACGAAAACAAAAGCUUUAGAGAAGGCAGCUUCUCUGGGAGUGGAGGUCGGGUACCCAGAUCAUUUGAGAGUAACAUCCAUCAUUGACAACUUCUACUCGGAUUUCAACGUUCAGCACAACCAAACAUUUUUUGAGAUGUUGACCAGCGUUUUGCAUUCGAGCGUUCAGAAGUGCCUAGAGCGAGCUGGGAAACCUGUGGACAAAACUCAGUUUAGCUGGGAUGGUGUCAAUGCACAUACUGUCAGGACUAGUUACAACACAAGGACAAACGUUAUAGUUUUACCUGGUGGUCUAUUACAAAAGCCCAUUUUCCAGCGCUCUCUACCAGAUGCUAUCAAUUUUGGUACGCUUGGAACAGUCAUGGCGCGGGAAAUGGUGGCUUCUUUGAUAACAGAAGGCUCAGACUUCGACGCGGAAGGAAAACUGAAUCCAUGGUGGACCAAUGACACUAGUCUGGCAUUCCAGAACGAGGCUGAGUGCAUGACUGGGGUGUUGAGUAACUCACAAAGUCCGAGCUCUCAUGGAAAUGUCGCUCCGGAAGAUAAUCCGAGGUUAUUAAACGAGGAUAUCGCCGAUAUAGGAGGACUGAUUUUGGCCUACAAGGCUUGGGAAAUCAACAACAACAAUGCAAACAAAAUUCCAGGAGCUAAUUUAACACCACAGCAAGGAUUUUUUGUUUCAUUUGUGCAGGGUCGAUGUGAAAAGUCUCCUUCAAGUAGUUUAUUCAACGCUCUAAAGGAGCCAUCAAUGUUUGGAUUCGAAGAAUUUACAGAUGUCUUCCAGUGUCUUCCUGGUCCACCGGUGACCCCGGGGGAGGAGUGCUCCAUUUUGUAGAAUAGGGUGAAGGGUGCUGUUUUUUACCUUCUUGGAAAACAUCAUGAAGAAAAAUUAUCCCCUGUGACAUCUCUUAUGCUAAAUUUUGGGAACAACCUUGUCCAAUCCAGGACUGUCAUAAUCACUGAGGACAUUCGACAGGGUUAAAAGAUCAACGCCAGGCUUGGGUCUGCUGUCGUAACACAUCGUACAUUCACUACCUGGUUACAAUGUAGACAGAAGUUUGUGUGAAAAUGGUCAUUGAAACAUGAAUGGGAGUUUAUCUGUAUAAAGAGCAGUCAUCAGCCGUUAUGGCCUCAGGCCAUUUAACCGAAUAUUUUGCAUACAAACUCACUUUUGACAGCCCAUCAAACUUUCGUUUGUUAGAUGUUUUAUACUGCACUAACUGCUAGCGACCAAGCGGUGCGAAGCUCAGCGUUCAUUAGCUGCCUGUGGAAAACACGAUUCGGCGCGAGUUAAUCGUGGUAAUUUUUCAAGACACUCCACCCAUUUUUGUGGGCGGAAAUACUUCACCCAUUACCAUUUUCCAACAAAAUCUCCU
Liolophura sinensis is the source of this 2919-nucleotide messenger RNA. RefSeq names its product endothelin-converting enzyme homolog. Gene Ontology annotation, molecular function: metalloendopeptidase activity. Bases 15 to 2378 code for a protein of 787 amino acids. Gene Ontology annotation, cellular component: plasma membrane. Gene Ontology annotation, biological process: protein processing. The transcript is spliced from 18 exons. Lineage: Eukaryota; Metazoa; Mollusca; Polyplacophora; Chitonida; Chitonidae. The record is from RefSeq and is a predicted model, not a curated record.